AUGCUUUUAGCAGAGGAGCCCGCGACGCUCAUCUCGCACACGAUCGACAACUUCAACAUCCAACCAGACAAGCAAGCCAUCGCCCGCAUCAAUGAAUCCCUCUCCACCCUCCAACAGGCCCGCGAGCUGCGUCUCCGCGAGGCAGAGAAUGCCCUCAAGAAACUCUCCCGCCAACUAAACACAAUGACAUCCCAACACGCAGAACUGACCUCGGCCCACUCCUCCACCGCCCACGCCUCCGAGAUAGCCCGCCUCGACACCACGAAAUUCCGCACCGCAAAGGCGGCGUCCGACGCAGAAAUGGAAGCAGAGCGCCUCGCCCAACAGGCCGCAGACCUCAACGCCCGCCUGCAGGAGCUCGAGAUCCAAGGCCUCGACGGCUCCGCCGACGACCAGGCGCGCCGCCGCGACCCCGUCGACGACGAGGUGCUGCUGCGGCUCAAAGUGUACCGCAGCCUAGGUAUCGAGAUUGAGCGCGACGGGAAGGACGGUAGCGGCACGGGUGAGUUCACGCGCGCGGUUGUGAGGAAUGAUCGCAAGGGGGAUGUGCAUGUUGUCAAUAUGGACAAGAAGUUUUCAAAGUUCUUUUAUGCCAAUUACUUUUGGCAGACUUUGUAA
Messenger RNA from Colletotrichum costaricense, 618 nucleotides. RefSeq lists its product as uncharacterized. The transcript has 3 exons. Gene Ontology annotation, biological process: chromosome segregation. The coding region runs from base 1 to 618 and encodes 205 amino acids. Gene Ontology annotation, cellular component: Ndc80 complex. Gene Ontology annotation, molecular function: microtubule binding. NCBI's taxonomy places the organism in Eukaryota, Fungi, Ascomycota, Sordariomycetes, Glomerellales, Glomerellaceae. The record is from RefSeq and is a predicted model, not a curated record.